Tigriopus californicus is the source of this 1642-nucleotide messenger RNA. Its product is annotated as glycogen synthase kinase-3-like. Gene Ontology annotation, molecular function: ATP binding; protein serine/threonine kinase activity. The record is from RefSeq and is a predicted model, not a curated record. Lineage: Eukaryota; Metazoa; Arthropoda; Copepoda; Harpacticoida; Harpacticidae. Gene Ontology annotation, biological process: protein phosphorylation; signal transduction. The transcript is spliced from 2 exons. The coding region runs from base 454 to 1593 and encodes 379 amino acids. Gene Ontology annotation, cellular component: cytoplasm.
UGCAUUGCAAAGAGGCUUGAAUAAGAGUGAGCAACACAAUCGCGGCACAAUUUGGCCAUCAACCAUGGGCCCAUCUUCAUUUUAGUAAAUAUCGAAGACUUACCUCUGGACAAAAUGACAAACGAACGAAAAACGAGAGAAAGAAAGAAAGAUUGGCGCUUCUUAGUUGUCCAUGUUUGUUUGCAUGUAGGCACGUAGCAGUAAGUCCUCUGAUAAAAGAUCUCUAUCUACUCGCCGCUGACGACAAGUCGGAUGGGAAUUCUCCCCCAACUGUCACAGUCUGACCGUGAGCUCGUUCCACCGUAGACCAGAGUCAAAAGUGGAACGAACUAGCGAAGAAACGAACAAACGGAGGAACGAACGGAGGACCUCAUCCUACUUGUCCUUCUGGAUCGACAUAGUCGACGUUCACUUGUACUAGUUCUUUCGUUCAUCUCUGACUCGGACCCAAAGAUGAACGAAAGAAAAACUUGGAGAAAAAUCAAUGCCAAGGCCGUGAUUUACCCGCAUGACCAUACAGGGGCUCCGCCCAGGUCUAGUGUGAAUGACGAACUCCAGACUGUCGGUCCCACCAAGUUGAUUCCAGCCAUCAAGAACCCCUUCAUUUUGGGGCCCCGAUCCGAGAGUGUCAAACUUUGUUACCAACGAGGUCCAAUCGUGGGAUCCGGCUGCUUCGGUUUGGUGUUCAAGGUCAAGAUCCGGAAAUUUGGCUUCCGCUUGGACGAGCAUUUCCAAUCGAAUUCGAACAUGGACCAAGCCGCUCUCAAGAUUGUGGUAGUGAAACGCCGUGAGAAUCGAGAGCUGUCCAUUCUGAAAACCUUGAACCACGAGAACAUUGUCAAACUUCAUUUCUAUUCAUUCAGUCGGCAUGACGUGGACCACGAAGAGGCCGCCGACGGGCCCAUGGAAGAAGUGUGCUUGAACAUGUUCUUCGAGUUCAUGCCCUUGUCCCUCUUUGACGAGAUUCAAAGCCAUCCGCAGGGUCUGUCCCAUGGCACGUCGUUGAAGUACUUGGAGCAACUGGCCAUUGGCCUUCAAUACCUCCACGACCACGUGCACGUCUGCCAUCGAGACAUCAAACCCUCCAACCUAUUGGUGAGCGCUGAUCGGUCCUGUCUCAAGAUCUGCGAUUUUGGCAGUGCCACAGUGCUCAGUGCCCGCCAGACCCAUGUGUCCUACGUGUGUUCCCGGUAUUAUCGAGCCCCGGAGCUACUUCUGGGCUCCGAGGACUACGACGAAAGGAUCGACAUCUGGAGUGUGGGGUGUGUCUUGGGUGAAAUGAUCGGAGCGCAAGUCGUAUUCAAGGGUGAGGACAAUAUGGACCAAUUGGUCGAAAUUAUACACGUAUUAGGCACCUUGGAGGAGGAUGUCCUGACUGAGAUGAAAGUGCCCAUCAAGUUCUUGGACCAAAGCGUGUUGGCCUCUAGACUCACCGGCACUUUUCCCGAGAGACUCCAAACCCAACUCCAAGAGCAUCGCCCCGAUGCCAUCUUCGAAGGCGUCCUGCAAAUCCUCUGUGAUAUACUUCAAUACAUUCCUCAGAAAAGACCCCGAGCGGUCGACAUUCUGUACAAUCUGGCAGCCCUGCCCUGAUCUUAUUUAUUUAUCACCGACAAUACAGACGAUAUUCAUAUGCCAUCGA